AUGAGGGGCGUGGAAGGAGAUGGAAAUGCUCCUUUGAAAAGAAGCAGCCUUCCAAAGGCAACCUUGUGGAGGUAUAAGAAAGCAGGGAUUUUGGACACUUCUUCCCAAGAAAUCCGAUGUGGGAAUUGUCAUGACAAUUCUAUAAGCGGAACCACAAUCCACAGUUCUCCUUCACCAGACCAGUUGGAUAUGAACCCUGCUAUGGGGAGUGAUGAUGAAGCAUGCAACAUUUCCCAUUCAAAGGGUGAAUCAGUAGACUAUUCUGCACCUGUGGAAGAGUUUUUCUUACAAGAUUUUAACUUUGAAGAAGAAGCUCAGGGAGAUGAGCCCUUGAGAAAUGAUGAUGAAAUUCAUAGGCCAUUAUAUGAUGGAGCCUGCAUAAGUCUUGGGCAGGCAAUUGUACUCAUCAUGUCAUACACUCUAAUGAAUGGUGUAUCAAUGAGUGGACUGGAUUGUUUGCUGCAACUCAUGCAAGCACUGCUUCCUGUGGUUGAGUGGACCAAUGGGAGACAGCUUUCCAUUGUAGGGGGGCAACACCUCAAGAAUGCAAAAAUGCUGUUUUCUAAAGAAGAAGGAGAUAUAGAAUGGGCGAAUUUGGAUGCAUGCCCUCCACCUGAUGGUUGGGAAGUACACAGGGGUCAGGUGUUGAAUUUCAGCACCAACAGGCAGGAAUUAGAAAAGACAUUGGGAGAGAUUGCUCUCACAAGGUCUAAGGAAACAAAGAGAGAGAAGCAGAAGAGAACCAAGGAGAAGAGGGACCAGACCAUGAAAAAAAUGGCUGGGAAACUUAUUCAAGAAGAUGAAGAGCAGGGAAAGCAAACAAAAGAGACAUUGCUCACUAUGGACAUUAUGGCCAAAGUUCAGAACCUUGAAGAUAAUUUGAAUCAAGUCCAAGGAAAGCUGGAUGGGGUAAUUCAGUCCCAAAAUCAAAUUUUUGCUAUGCUCAGGGAUCUCAACAGGCAGAACUCUGGCCUGGGAGAUCAAACUCAUAGUUUUCAUCAACUUGUGGAAACAAUGAAGAGUAUAGAAGACCGGUUAUCAUCUCUUAGUGGGAGCUACAAGUCAGGAUCAUCAUCAUCCUCUGCAUCCGUCUCUUCGCUGAAUAUGUUGCCCCUUGAUAAUGUAUAUGCUGCUGUGGAUUCAGAGUACACCCCAAUUCUCAGAGGUGAGGUACCCCCCUUCAGCAGUGAGGCAGAGGCUUCCAAUUUCCCUCCUCCUGAACAAACUACAUAUGGAGUAAGGGCAACAAGUCGACAAAGUCCAUUGAGGAGAAGAGGGGAACCAAAUACCACCAGUGUUGAUGAUGAAAUUCAAAGCAUCCUGACCAGUGUUAAAAAGUUCCGAGACUGGAAGAAGGUUUGCGAAAUUCUUACGGAGAAGCUGUUUGGGAAUGAAGUUUUGGCAAGGAGCAAUGUAUCUGGGAUACAAGGAUGCAUGAAGCUCAAUGAUGAAAAGCUUGAAGUCUUGAAAGGAUACUUGACAGAGACCUUCAAGGUUUCUGAUUCAACAGUCCAAGAAAAGAUCCGACAGCGAUGCGCAUACCUUCGGCGAAAGGUGAAGGAUAUGUAA
Molecule: messenger RNA, 1569 nt
Organism: Darwinula stevensoni
Lineage: Eukaryota; Metazoa; Arthropoda; Ostracoda; Podocopida; Darwinulidae
Source: the annotation of a GenBank genome assembly